Molecule: messenger RNA, 1664 nt
Organism: Syngnathoides biaculeatus (alligator pipefish)
Lineage: Eukaryota; Metazoa; Chordata; Actinopteri; Syngnathiformes; Syngnathidae
Gene: plekhj1
Product: pleckstrin homology domain containing, family J member 1
Exons: 6
Coding region: 274-750 (158 amino acids)
Biological process (GO): retrograde transport, endosome to Golgi; receptor recycling; endosome organization
Cellular component (GO): early endosome; trans-Golgi network; recycling endosome
Source: RefSeq, a predicted model, not a curated record
UGACCCUUCCCUACUUCCGUACAAUGAACCCGGAGAGGAGUGCGUUUUGCUUUGACGGGUAAAACUCGGAUACAUUUUUUUUUUACGUUUAAAGAAAUGACUAGCAUCACUCCGUCACAACCAGUAAAUCACACCUAACGACAGAGAGACUUGUUCAACAACACCAGUCAAUGUUUUUGACGACGCCAUUGAAUACCGUCGUUGUGGGAAAUGACCGGGGCGGUAGUGCAUUUCCAGCGGUCGUGUUAAAAUUCCAAACUUUUACGGUCAGUGAUGCGUUUUAACGAGAAGGAGAUGGUGCGCUUGAGCCGACAGCCGUCAGAAAUGGUCGCCGAACUGGGCAUGCGAGGACCAAAGAAAGGAGAUGUUGUCAAGAGGAGGCUAGUGAAACUCGUUGUUAACUUCCUCUUCUAUUUUAAGACUGAUGAGGAAGAACCUAUUGGAGCUCUGCUGUUGGAGCAGUGUCGGGUGGAGAAGGAGGACAGCCUAACCUUCUCCAUUGCCUUUCUGGAAGACGCGGAGAGGAAAUACCUUUUUGAGUGUGACACUGAGGAGCAGUGUGGGAAGUGGAUGGACUCCAUCGUCGGUGCUAGCUAUGAGUUCAUGAGGCAGAAUCUGAUAUUCUACAGAACUGAGAUCCACAGGCUCACAGGAAAAGAUCCAUUGGAGCAGUACGGCAUAUCAGACGAAGCCCGCUUUCAAGUUACUAAUGGCCUACAACUUGCACCCGGAGAUGCCUCAUCAAUGUAGACCACCAUUGUGUCUGUUGUUAUUUUUAUUUUAAUUUUUCAGUUCAUCUUGCCACUCCAACAGCACCAUCAGCCUGAACUGCAAAACAAAGGCAUUACUGUAAGCACUUAAAAGUGUCUUCACACUUUUUUUUUUCAAUUUUUAAUUUUUUUCCCACCAGUUGAAAAUUGAACAUAGGAUUUAAACAGUGUUUAAGUCUCGCUUGCUCGGGCCAUCAGAUCUGAGUUUAGGUUCUCAGUGCCAGUUUCUGUCAUCACAAGGUUUUUUCUUUUUCAUUUUAUCGUUAAUAUUCCGUGAUUUUUAAAUAAUGUGGAUGUUGUGAGUCUCCCGGCAAUAUUUGACUCCCGAAUGCGAGAAUCAGUCAGGACAAUAGGAACAAUGCAUGCAGCGCAACAUUUUAGAUAAAUGGCUUGGUUAAACUAAGAUUUACCAAUGGGAUUUAAACUGCUGAGUUGAGCCACAAUUUAAACAUAUAUUGUAUAUAUUAGCUAGGGAAAAUGUAUUUUUUUUUUCUCCUUGAGUUUUUUUUUUUUAAUUUUGUCUUUUCUAAACUACUUGGCUUGUUAAGUUACUUUUGCACAUUCUACUGUACUUUACUUGGUCUAGAGAGUUUAUGUUUCUAGAAUGUACUUGAAUUAACUUUUAAUUUUCUAUUGCACUGUUAUUCACAUUUCUUUGGUUAAGGUGGACCAUGGUAUGGUUUUUGACUUCCUCUUGGUUUUGUAUGUCGCUACAGUGCUGAACCAUGUUCCAUGUCAACACAAUUCUAUAGUUUGCAAUAUGGUCAAUAUUCCAUACACAUCUGUUUUAUGAGUGUACAGUAUGCUUCACAUGCUUUCCCAGUGUUGUUUUCUUCAUUUUGAGAGAGUAUUUGUUCAACUGUAUUUUUUUUAAAAUAAAAGAUUUUUUUUUUU